AUGUUGUUGCAGAGAGGUGAUGAGAUUUCUUCUGCUCUCUUGGAAGCAAUUGAGGACUCAAAGCUUUCUGUCAUUGUAUUCUCGGAAAAUUAUGCAUCUUCUAGUUGGUGUUUGGAUGAACUGGUUCAUAUUCUAAGGUAUAAAAAAAGAGAUAAGCAGAUUGUAGUGCCAAUAUUUUAUCAUGUGAACCCAUGUCAUGUUAGAAAACAAACUGGGAGUUUUGGAGUUGUCUUUCGUGAACUUGAACAACGCUUUAAGAGCAACUCUGAUGGAUUGACUCAAUGGAGGACCGUUUUGAUAUCUACAAUAAGUAAAAUGAUAGGAUACGUCGAUGGUUCAGUUGAAGAACGCUGCAGGAGUCAUGAGUCUGAUAGAUUGAGUCAAUGGAGGACUGCUUUAACAUCUGCAGCUAAUCUUUCUGGCUGGGAUGCACCCCCAACAGGGUGUGAUGAAUCUGAAUUAAUUGAUAAAAUUGUUAAUGACAUUUUGAAGAAAUUGAAUUUUGUGUCAUCAAGUAUUGAAGUUUUGAAUGAUCUAGUUGGCAUGGAGAGACGAAUUGAAAAUCUUGAAUCAUUGUUUCAGACCAAGUCAUCGUUAGAUGCCCAAAUUGUAGGAAUUUUGGCAAUGGAUGGCAUGGGCAAGACAACUCUAGCACAUGCCCUAUUUACUCGAAUUUACAAUAGGUUCGAAGGUCAUUGCUUUCUUGAAAAUGCCAGGGAAGAAUGGAAACAUAAUAGGCUCAAAUUAAGGGAAACGCUUUAUGCUGAGUUAUUGGAGGAACGCCAUCAAGAUAUAGUCAACAUGUUUGCGAAGGAAAGACUUUCUCGUAAAAAGGUACUCAUUGUUCUUGAUGAUCUAUCUGAUGUAGAGCAAUUUGAGUAUUUAGUUGGAGAUCGUAAUUGGUUAAGGCAUGGAAGUAGAGUAAUUAUAACAACUAGAAAUAAGCAAAUGCUUAAUAAUAUUGGGGUUGAUUGGAUCUACAUGGCAGAGCAACUAGAUGAUGAUGAAGCUCUUCAACUCUUUAGUUUGAAAGCAUUCCAAAGAGAUUCUCCACCAAAGAAAUACAUGGACUUGUCGAAAGAAGUAGUGAAUUAUGCCGCAGGCAUGCCCUUGGCUCUAAAAGUUUUAGGUUCUCACUUGAAUUCAAAGAGCGAAGAAGAGUGGAAAAGUGCAUUAGUCAAGUUAAAACAGUUUCUUGAUGGAAAGAUUCAGGGUAUAUUGAAAAUGAGUUAUGAUGGACUUGAUUAUCAUGAGCGAGAUGCGUUUCUUGACAUUGCCUGUUUUUUUAAAGGAAAUAGAAUAGCGUUUGUGGAAGAAAUUUUGGGUGGUUGUGGAUUUAAGGAUACCAUAAGAAAUCUCAUUAAUAACUCUCUCAUUAGUAUCACACAUGAGAAUAAGGUAUGGAUGCAUAAUUUGGUGCAACAAAUGGGGUGGGAAAUUGUUCGUCAAAAAAAUCCUAAAAAGCUUGGAAAGCGCAGUAGGUUGUGGAUUACCAAUGAAGUAUGUCAUGUUUUGCUACGUGAUUUAGGUACUUCAUCAAUUGAAGGAUUAUCACUUAACACAUCUCACAUGAAGUAUGAUAUGGACAUAAAACCUACCGCUUUCAAUAAGAUGUACAAUCUAAGAUUGCUUAGAAUUAGUGUAUGCAUGGGGAACUACAAAUUAAGUGUUUCUGGAGGUCUUGAUUUUCUUCCAGAUGCGCUUAGAUAUCUCGAGUGGGCUCAGUAUCCAUUGAAAUCCUUGCCAUCAAGUUUCAUUCCACAUAAUCUUGUAAACCUCGAUAUGCCCCUAGGCCAGUUUGAGCAUCUUUGGAAUGGACUACAGCAUGUGGAGAGCUUACAGUAUGUGAGUCUUUGUUUCUCAAAGAAGCUAUCUAAUAUACCAAAUUUGAGCAGGGCUAAUCUUAAGUGUGCAGAUUUUGAAGGUUGUACAAGUUUGGUUGAGAGCAAAAGAGAAGACUUGUUAAGAUAUGGGCCAUUGCAGGGUCUCAAAGUCCACGACUACUCUUUGAAUCUUAAUGGAUGUUCUAAUUUCAAAACUCUUUCCCAUUUGUCUGGAGGUAUUGAAUAUAUAUAUUUACGCUCGACUGAAACAGAAGAACUUCACCAUUCAAUUUGGAGUCUUGGACAUCUAGCUUUAUUGGAUCUCAACAAUUGUAAAAACCUCAAGAACCUACCAGAAGACAUUUGUAACUUGGAGUGCAUGAAGGAGCUAAACCUAGGUGGCUGCGUGUGUAUCAACAUGUUUCCAAAGCUUCCGAGGAACAUAGUGAGAGUAGAUUUGAGUGGAACAGCAAUAGAACAAGUCCCAUCAUCAUCAUUCGAUUACUGUACAAGUCUUGAGGUUUUGUGUCUGAAAGAUUGCACAAGGCUUGAAUAUGUUUCAACAGCUAUUAGCAAGUUAAAAUUGCUCAAUCAUCUUGACCUUUCUUAUUGCUCCAAACUAAAGUGCUUCCCAAACAUCACGGAGCCUAUGGAACAUUUGGUGCAUCUUCAUUUGGAUGGCUCGGGGAUUGAGGAGAUACAAUACUGGUCGAUUAGAACUUUUAUUGGGCUUCGCAUGCUAAAUUUGAGCUAA
Messenger RNA from Humulus lupulus (European hop), 2577 nucleotides. RefSeq names its product disease resistance protein RPV1-like. The transcript is spliced from 8 exons. Gene Ontology annotation, molecular function: ADP binding. The record is from RefSeq and is a predicted model, not a curated record. Bases 1 to 2577 code for a protein of 858 amino acids. Gene Ontology annotation, biological process: signal transduction; defense response. Lineage: Eukaryota; Viridiplantae; Streptophyta; Magnoliopsida; Rosales; Cannabaceae.